AUGGCGGACCUGUCCCUGGAUAGCUACUGGCAGCUCCCGCCCCUGUCCAGGACACUGGCGACUGCUACCUUUGGCAUCUCCCUUGCUGUACACACCGGCCUCCUCCCUGGCUGGUGGUUCGUCUGGGCUCCGCGCUUCCUGUGGAUGUUCCCGCCCCAGAUAUGGCGCUUCGCGACCGCGUUCCUCAUUACGGGACCCAAUCUCGGUCUGCUCUUUGACACAUACUUCCUCUACUCGUACCUGAGCCAGCUGGAGAUUGGCAACCCGCGGUUCCCCCGCAAGGAGGACCUCAUCUGGUACCUGAUGUUCGUCGGCGGAACCAUCAUGACUAUCAACUACCUGACCGGCUUCGGCUUCGUUACCUUCCUCCAGGCCCUCGUAGUGGCCAUCUGCUACACCGUGACCCAGGACCAGCGCGGCAUGAAAGUCAGCUACAUGUUCAUCACCAUCCCCGCCCAGCUCAUGCCCUACGCCAUGAUUCUCAUCAACCUGCUCUUCCCGGGCGGUGUCAUGAACAUGAUCUUGCAGGCCCAGGGGCUCGUUGCCGGGCACUUGUUCGAGUUUCUCACUCGAGUAUGGCCUGAGUAUGGUGGUGGCAGCAAUCCCAUCCCGACUCCCGCGGUGCUGUCGACGAUUGUCCAGGCCACUGGAGCAGCGCAAGGAAGGGUCGCGGGUGCUGGUGGCGCUCGGCCGGCUGAUCAAGCGUCCGGCCGCACCACAGGCGCCUCGAGGGGCCCGCUGCCCGACUCCUGGCGGACGCGGGGCCCGGGCCAGCGGCUGGGUUGA
This is a messenger RNA of Purpureocillium lilacinum, 786 nucleotides long. RefSeq lists its product as uncharacterized. Gene Ontology annotation, cellular component: endoplasmic reticulum membrane; Hrd1p ubiquitin ligase ERAD-L complex. Gene Ontology annotation, biological process: endoplasmic reticulum unfolded protein response. The record is from RefSeq and is a predicted model, not a curated record. Lineage: Eukaryota; Fungi; Ascomycota; Sordariomycetes; Hypocreales; Ophiocordycipitaceae. Gene Ontology annotation, molecular function: misfolded protein binding; ubiquitin-specific protease binding.